CACCUUUCACAACUCCUGUCUGUUGUCGCUUUGUCGCCCUUAUGAGGCACUAGUCAGUGUCUUUUCUAGGAACACCUCCGUCCGCCAUGCCGUCUCCGCCGGGGUAUCGAUAUUCCGAAGAAGAGAUCAGCUUCAUCCUGCGCAGACCACGGCGCAAUGUAAUCGCUAAGUCUCGUAAAAGAGAAGGGAGCUUGCUUGGUUCUCUCUACACUCUACUCGUCGACAAUCAGAUUGGACUUUCAAUUGCUCCCAUCUUGACACUAGCCGUAUCCCACGCUCUCUUCCCUGGAGCUCGCCCUCACACACGGAGGUUCUGUGAGCUCUCCUACUACGAUGAUUCUACGCAAACAUAUGCGCCCGGGUGGAAUGAUCUGCCAAUCGUCCUUUGUUGGCUUGUAAUCUUCACGGGGUUGCGCAGCGGCGUGAUGGGCUUUGUACUCAAGCCGCUUGCUGUUCGAGGAGGGUUACGCAAAAAGAAGGCUAUCCAACGCUUCUGCGAGCAGGGCUGGCUUGUAAUAUACUAUGUUCUUUCGUUUGGGAUCGGCCUGUGGCUUUGGGCCAAUUCCAAGUACUGGUUCAAUUUCCGCGAACUGUGGACUGGCUUCCCUAACCCCGCGAUGAACGCGACAAUGAAGUGGUACUACCUCGUCCAAAUGGCGUUCUGGCUGCAGCAGAUCAUAGUGGUCAAUACGGAAAGUCAUCGGAAGGAUUACUGGCAGAUGUUGACGCAUCACAUCAUCACAUGUACCUUGUUGUUCACAAGCUAUAGCUUCUAUAUGACGAGAGUUGGCAAUGUGAUCCUAUGUCUCAUGGACUUCGCAGACAUCAUCUUAUCGUCUGCCAAAGUCUUGCGAUACUUGGCCUACCAAACAGCAUGCGACGUCGCUUUUGGCAUCUUCAUCCCUGCAUGGUUCAUCACACGCCACAUACUGUUCCCACUAGUCAUCUGGUCCGUCUGGUCCGACCUCCCCGUCGUUAUGCCCCUCGGAUGCUACUCACUCGCCACCGGGGAUAAGUUGCCGCAAAAAGGCGCCACGCACAUCGCACAUUACAUGCAAUCGGAUGGCAUCGUUUGCUUCGACAGGCUCGUUCAUAUGCAUUUCCUCGGCCUCCUUAUCGCGCUAGAACUUAUCAUCAUGGUCUGGUUUGGCAUGAUUCUUCGCGUGGCUUGGAGGGUUAUAAAGGGCUUGGGCGCUGCUGAUUCGAGAAGCGAUGAUGAGGGCGACGAGGAAGAAGAGAAGGUCCUGGGCGCGGUCGGGCCGGUGGAGGUGGAAGACAAGCGAUCGUAACAUUCGUUGCUAGCUAUCUAGGGCGGAAUUGAACGUUGAUGAAGAGUUCUUCCGAGGAUCUAGGUUUCACAUCUUUGCGUUUACCAUGAAAAAGUGACUGAAUGUUGUUCAACGUAACGUAUGCGAGAUCUUCCAAUCCUCAAGUACAACUUCAUCGCAGCUUGGAGAGUGGUUGUCCCGCAGCAUUUAUGCUUCUACGCACAUGACGGAGCCCCCGACAAUUCCAAAGAACACUCCCGAGGUGCUCUCUACAAUUCUGUACCAGCGAUCUUGAGAGUUCGACCGAGGUUUCGAGAUCGUCCAGUCUUGUGCCAGGCAUAGUGGCACUCAUCGGUUGUUUCUAGCGGCAACCAUCACUUGACUCGCAAUUGUGUUAGGUCCUGGGUAAUACCUGUAUCAGAUUCUUG
Dothidotthia symphoricarpi CBS 119687 is the source of this 1696-nucleotide messenger RNA. RefSeq names its product longevity assurance proteins LAG1/LAC1. The record is from RefSeq and is a predicted model, not a curated record. Lineage: Eukaryota; Fungi; Ascomycota; Dothideomycetes; Pleosporales; Dothidotthiaceae. The transcript has 4 exons. Gene Ontology annotation, biological process: ceramide biosynthetic process. Gene Ontology annotation, cellular component: membrane. Gene Ontology annotation, molecular function: sphingosine N-acyltransferase activity. Bases 87 to 1289 code for a protein of 400 amino acids.